Erinaceus europaeus (western European hedgehog) is the source of this 3151-nucleotide messenger RNA. It is a transcript of the gene HEPACAM, whose product is annotated as hepatic and glial cell adhesion molecule. The record is from RefSeq and is a predicted model, not a curated record. The coding region runs from base 373 to 1782 and encodes 469 amino acids. Lineage: Eukaryota; Metazoa; Chordata; Mammalia; Eulipotyphla; Erinaceidae. The transcript is spliced from 7 exons.
UGAAUGUGCUUCCAGGCCCAGUCCCCUCAAUGAGCUCAGACCCCCUACCUCCCCUGCUUGUGGGGCUCAGCACAGACAGAUGAAGGACUGCUGGCUGCAAGGACCCAUCAAUUGGACCCUGAAUAAGAGAAGAUCUCUUAAGCAUAUGUCUGUCCCCUUCAAAACUGGGGAUGUAGAGCUUUGAAACUAGAAAAUGCCAGGUCUGAGAGAGAGGACAAAACAAGCGCAGCAACACACAGGGCUCUGUGUAUUCAGAGGGAAGUUGGCAGGGUUGUGUUCGGGCAGAGAAACUCCGAGUGGUACAAAGGGACGUGCCCAGAGUGGAGAAAUCAUGCUAAUUGUGUGCACCAGAGCUGGAGAACGCCACCCAAAAUGAAGAGAGAAAGGGGAGCUCUGUCCACAGCCUCCAGUGCCCUGCACCUCACUCCUUUGGUCUACCUUCUUCUGAUCCAGACAGAGCCCCUGGAGGGGGUGAACAUCACCAGCCCAGUGCGCCUGAUCCAUGGCACUGUGGGAAAGUCAGCCCUGCUCUCAGUGCAGUAUAGCAGCACCAGCAGUGACAAGCCUGUGGUGAAGUGGCAGCUGAAGCGGGACAAGCCAGUGACUGUGGUGCAGUCCAUUGGCACCGAGGUCAUUGGCACCCUGCGCCUCGACUACCGGGACCGCAUCCGCCUCUUUGAGAACGGCUCCCUGCUUCUCAGUGACCUGCAGCUGGCAGACGAGGGCACUUAUGAGGUGGAGAUCUCCAUCACCGAUGACACUUUCACCGGGGAAAAGACUAUCAACCUCACUGUGGAUGUGCCCAUUUCAAGGCCACAGGUGUUGGUGGCUUCAACCACAGUCCUGGAACUCAGUGAGGCCUUCACCCUGAACUGCUCACAUGAAAAUGGCACCAAGCCCAGCUACACCUGGCUGAAGGAUGGCAAGCCCCUCCUCAACGACUCGAGGAUGCUGCUGUCCCCUGAUCAGAAGGUGCUCACCAUCACCCGAGUGCUCAUGGAUGACGAUGACCUGUACAGCUGUGUGGUGGAGAACCCCAUUAGCCAGGGCCGCAGCCUGCCCAUCAAGAUCACUGUGUACAGAAGAAGCUCCCUCUACAUCAUCUUGUCCACAGGUGGCAUCUUCCUCCUAGUGACCUUAGUGACCGUCUGUGCCUGCUGGAAACCCUCCAAAAAGUCUAGGAAGAAGAGGAAGCUAGAGAAGCAGAGCUCCCUGGAGUACAUGGAUCAGAGCGAGGAGCGUCUGAAAGCAGAAGGUGAGCUCCCGGCCGCCCACUCGCCCAUCCCAUCACCACUCAGAUCAGUGGGCUGCUGGGAAAAGGCAGGACUAGGCGACAAGCAAGCCAGCUCUGCAGGGCCCCUUCCUCCACCAACCACACGAAGAUUGCAGAGCAGGGAGAGGUGCAGCCAAGCAGACACCCUGCCCAGAAGUGGAGAGCAGGAACGUAAGAACCCCAUGGCGCUCUACAUCCUGAAGGACAAGGACCCACCGGAGCUCGAGGAUAAACCCGCCCCAGAGCCUCGGAGCGCAGUGGAGUCCAGCCCACCCGGCUACUCUGUAUCCACUGUCCCAGGUCGCUCGCCGGGCCUGCCCAUCCGCUCAGCCCGCCGCUACCCGCGCUCCCCAGUGCGCUCGCCCACCACCGGCUGGACGCACACGUCACCGCCCCGGGCCCCAAGCUCUCCAGGCGGCCCACGCAGCGCUUCGCGCUCACUGCGGACUGCGGGCGUGCACCUGAUCCGCGAGCAGGACGAGGCGGGCCCAGUGGAGAUCAGCGCCUGAGCGCCCACCCUAGAAGUGCCCUGGCUUCGACCCUGGGGCGCCAGGAGCAGGCCCAGUGGCAGGGAGGGGAGGGAGAGCAUGGAGCUGCAGGGUUGGCACCGGGAGUGGUUCUAAUGGGGCGCCCCGCGGUGAUUGCGCUUGGCUGUGUUCUCACUGGGUUUACCCCCUUAGGGUCCUAUAGAUUCUUACAUCCUCAGCCCAAUCCCCCCAUGGUUGUAAGGAAACUAACAUCCAGUAACCAGCUGCUUUCACUAUCCUGCACCUUCCCAGAGAUCCCCUCCCUUGCUUCCCACAAACACCCACUUCCUGUGGCUCACUUCUAGCAAGCAGCCUUCCCCAGGAAGUCAGGUGUCACCACCUGGCACAGGAGUUCUCUGUUCAGGGCAUCUCUGAGCCUGGGGCUGGGACUCUGGCACCUGGCUGCCAGCUGUUAAGGGAGGAGCUCCAGCACAUUCCCCUGCAGUGCCCUGGGCAGAGCACUCCAGUCCCCAGCUCUUGGCUUCCUCCCAGCCGCCCUCAGACAUGCCACAUUCCUUCCACCUCCCUUCCUCUAGUGAGGAGGAUUUUCACUAACCCCUCACAUCCAUGCUUUCUCCCUGACCUCUUACUAAACAAACCUUUCAAACAAUCAUUAUCUCCAAGAAAGGUGAAGCUUCCUCCAGUUGUAAGAGAAAAAGGUUCCACUCCCCAGAGAAGCAGGAGGAGGCAUUAUUCCCCAGCCUGUGUGUGGGGGGGGAGAUACCAACCCUAGGCCCACAGUCCUCUCCCCAUCCCAGAUGUUGGGUCCCCCUCCCCAGUAGACAAGAUGUGAAGAUUCCCCAAUCACACAGCAAGGCACAGUGUAGGCUACUGAACAGCGGUAGGAAGGAGCAAUCAAUAAGCUGGAAGAGAAGGGGCCUUCUGUGCUUUCUGCCCUCUCUUCUCCAUGCCUCUAGGGACGCCCCUCCACCCUCACCUCCAUAGCAUGCCCCUCCCAACACCAAGCUCCAUGUUCUGCUUUUGGCUUACUGAGCAGGUCCCCUCAAGUUAGUUAGAAGCACACCCCCUGGCCCAGGUGCCUCACCCACAGUGAGACAUUGCAAGCAGGGAAAGCUGCUUCUGUGGGUUCAGGUGGUCUUCAGGCCUUGGAGACAUGCAUACCAGUGAGCCACAGGCAAGGGUGAACAUUGGAGUGAGAGGGGAAUUUGCAGCUUUGGUUCAUCCCCUGAGAGGUCACUUCCAAAUCUGCCUUGAGUCUUGGGGGUGGGGGCAAUGGGGUUGAUUAGAGAUCAGUAAGAAAGUGGGUCUGUUUUGGUUUUGAUCUUCAUCAUUGUGUUACUAGCAUCUAGCAGAGUGCCUCACACAUCCUGGAUGCUCAAUAAACUAUUGA